AUGGCAUCAGCCGUCGUAGACGAGAAGCUGCUUCGUUUCGGCCAGGCCCUCGAGUCGGUCAUCGACGCGGAGAUUGAGAAGAUAGAAACAGACGACAUUCAACAACUAAGAGAGCGACGUCUAAAGGAGCUCAAGCAACAGGCACAGAAGAAGCAGGAGUGGUUAGCAGCCGGACACGGACAUUUCAAAGAGCUUUCAUCAGAAAAGGAGUUCUUCAGUGAAGUCAAAACCUCAGAUAACGUCGUAUGUCACUUCUUCCGGAGCAGCCGGCCAUGUCAGAUCAUGGACAAGCACCUCGAGAUCUUGGCGAGAGAGCAUUUAGAAGCCAAGUUCCUCAAGAUCAACGCGGAGAAGAGCCCGUACCUGGCCGAGAAACUGCGUAUAUUCAUGCUUCCAACGUUGGCCCUGGUUCACAAAGGCAAAGUUACGGGAUACGUUGUUGGAUUUGACGAGCUUGGUGGAACUGAAGAAUUUUCCACAGAAGUUCUCGAGACUCGGCUAGUCCUUGGUGGAGCUCUCGCUGAUGAGAAGCUGUCUGGCAGUAGACCAUCCAAGCAGGCAGCCGCUACCGUGAGACGAGGCGGUGACGAUGGCAGCGAUGACGAUGAUUACUGA
This is a messenger RNA of Closterium sp. Naga37s-1, 615 nucleotides long. Lineage: Eukaryota; Viridiplantae; Streptophyta; Zygnematophyceae; Desmidiales; Closteriaceae. The record is from the annotation of a GenBank genome assembly.